GUCCUGACAUUUGGGGGAUAUCUGUACUGUUCUGACAUUUGGGGGGAUAUCUGUCCUGUCCUGACAUUUGGGGAAUAUCUGUACUGUUCUGACAUUUGGGGGAUAUCUGUACCGUCCUGUCAUUUGGGGGAUAUCUGUACUGUCCUGACAUUUGGGGGAUAUCUGUACUGUCCUGACAUUUGGGGGAUAUCUGUACUGUCCUGACAUUUGGGGGAUAUCUGUACUGUCCUGACAUUUGGGGGAUAUCUGUACUGUCCUGACAUUUGGGGGAUAUCUGUACUGUUCUGACAUUUGGGGGAUAUCUGUACUGUCCUGACAUUUGGGGGA
Staurois parvus is the source of this 327-nucleotide messenger RNA. Lineage: Eukaryota; Metazoa; Chordata; Amphibia; Anura; Ranidae. The record is from the annotation of a GenBank genome assembly.